This is a messenger RNA of Epinephelus moara (kelp grouper), 4534 nucleotides long. RefSeq names its product angiopoietin-related protein 2-like. The record is from RefSeq and is a predicted model, not a curated record. NCBI's taxonomy places the organism in Eukaryota, Metazoa, Chordata, Actinopteri, Perciformes, Serranidae. The transcript has 5 exons. The coding region runs from base 632 to 2173 and encodes 513 amino acids.
AUCAGCUCUCCCAGUCUCUUCCACAGAUGGAGUCCUGGGCUGGCUAAAGGAGAGCAGAGGCAAAAAGGAAGACAGUUAGGCUGAUAGAUGCGGGGGGACCGCAGGGGACAAGGGUUUAGGUGGGGGGAUUGGGAGCCUCUGUCUAAUUCCUUCAUGAUCUCCCUGUUGUCAAGGGGAGGGGAAAGGGGCGUUGCCAUGGCUUACUGCUAAAUUACUUCAAGCGAAAAUAAGUGUCACUUCUAAUGGAAGGAAGACCGACAGAUUCUAACUGAGGAACAGACUUGAGCUCACAGUUUAUGACUCAUCAUCACUUGACAAAGGUGGAAAAAUCCUUUGCUGCAGUUGAGGUUACAAAAGGAAAGCUCUGACUGUUUUGUUGCAGCUGCAGAGACAUCAUCGCAGCGGAACAUUUUCCUUUAGGUCUUUACAGACCACAAGGUCUGGAAAAGGAAGUAAAGGAAAAGGAAAUAAUAUAAAGAAGUUACACUGACGGAAUAAUUGACAAACAGAGGAAAUGAGGAAUGACUGACUAGGGAGGACUCAAAGUCAAACUUGUUAGAAAGGCAAGGGAUAUAAGGACACAGUGACAAGUGGAGAAAUCUUCUUGGGUUGGGUGCAGCAGGAUUGUGCCAUGAUUCCCCCUGUGGUGGUUUUGCUGGUGCUCCUGUUGCUCUCUGGAACCAAGUCCUCUCUCCAGGGAGACACUCAGGAAAUGGGAAACAUUGAAGAGAUCUUGGAGAAAGAGUUUAUCUAUGCAUCAAAACGGCAAAAACGUGCCAUGGUUGACCACAGCGCUUCCCAAACAGACAAAUGUUCUUACACCUUUUUUGUCCCUCAGCAGAAAAACAAUGGGGCCAUCUGUGUGAACUCCAUGAAGCCUGAGGCCAUGCUGGAGAAUCGGGUCAAUAAGCAGGACCUGGAGCUGCUCAACAGUGAGCUGCAGAAGCAGCAACGGCAGAUUGAAUCGCUGCAGGAGUUGGUAGCAGUAGAUGGGGGGGUGGUCAAUGAAGUCAAGCUACUGCGUAAAGAGAGUCGCAACAUGAACUCCAGAGUUACACAGCUCUACAUGCAGCUGCUGCAUGAGAUUAUCCGCAAACGAGAUAAUGCUCUAGAGGUGUCACAGCUGGAGAUCUGUGUGCUCAACCAUACAAACGAGAUGGGGAGGCUAGCCUUACGCUACCGUGACCUGGAACAUAAGUACCAGCAUCUGUCAGCUCUUGCAAGUAACCAGAGCGCUCUCCUGCUGCAACUAGAGGAACAUUGUAAGCGGGGAGGAUACUCAUAUGGUAUAGUGCAGGACAGGAGCCACGCUGCCCGUUCACAGCAUCCUCUACAGAUGCCUAUACUUUCACCUGGAGGCUACAGGCCCUUCCACCCACCUACCUACACCCGCUACACCAAUAAACCCAUGACAAAUGACAUACAGAGUGACCAGAACUCCAAAGCAUUACCACCUCCAUUGCCCACAAUGCCAAGUGCAACACACAGUUUUACGAGUGAGCCCUCUGGUCCUUUCAAAGACUGUCUAGAAGCUCUGCAGGGUGGAUACACCACCAGUGGCAUGUACCUCCUGAAACCAGACAAUGGCAACCGAUUCAUGCAGGUUUGGUGUGACCAGAGACAAGACCCUGGUGGCUGGACUGUCAUUCAGAAACGUCAGGAUGGUUCUGUGAACUUCUUUAGAAACUGGGAGACGUACAAGCAAGGGUUUGGAAACAUUGAUGGUGAACACUGGUUAGGCCUAGAGAACAUCUACUUGCUGACCAACCAGGGCAACUACAAGCUGUUGGUGACUCUGGAAGACUGGGCCGGACGCAAGACCUUUGCAGAAUAUGCCAACUUCCGUGUGGAGUCUGAGGCCAACUUCUAUAGGCUGCAAAUGGGCCGAUACCAUGGCAACGCUGGAGACUCACUUACCUGGCACAAUGGCAAGCAGUUUACCACACUGGACAGAGACCAUGACACCUUCACAGGUAACUGCGCACACUACCAGAAGGGAGGGUGGUGGUAUAACGCCUGUGCUCAUUCCAACCUUAAUGGUGUGUGGUACCGCAAUGGGCAUUACCGCAGCCGUAACCAGGAUGGGGUAUACUGGGCCGAGUUCAGAGGAGGAGCUUAUUCUCUGAAGAAAGUGACCAUGAUGAUACGACCCAAUGCCAACACCUUCCAUUAACACUUAAAAAAAAAAUCUCACAGGGGUUUCCAUUUCUUUAUCACAAAAAGUAUGAAUUCUUAAUUUUAAAUGUCAGUCUUUCUUUUUAGAUUUUUUUUUGUUUGUUUUUGCUAUUGGUUGCUUUAUGCUGAUAAUAUAGCUUGAAAUUGCAAAGGCUCAUGCUGUAAUGCAAUAGGAGCUGUGCAGCAUUUUGUUAUUUUAUUCAUCCUACAGGCAUAGAUUUUUGCUUUUUUUUAUUAUUAUUAUUAAUAAUAAUAAUAAUAAUAAUGAUAAUACAUUAUGUCCCCCCAGGAUUUAUGCUUGGUCCGGGUGGGGUGGGACAGGAGGUUGGCAUCAGCAGAGUGGAGUGUGCAGGUGGGAGCGUGAUGAUGGAGGAACUCAGACAGGUAGGGUGGGGCCUGGUUAUUGAGGGCUUUGUAUGUUAUGAGGAGGAUUUUUAAGUGGAUUCUCUGGGGGAUGGGGAGCCAGUGGAGCUUAUGGAGAACGGGGGUGAGGAGGUCACGGGUGAGAGAGUGGGUGAGUAGCCGAGCAGCAGAGUUCUGCAUAUACUGGAGCUUAUUGAGGGUUUUUGAAGAUGAGCCAUAGAGUAGACUAUUGCAAUAGUCCAGACAGAAGGUGAUGAAGGCGUGGAUGAGGGUUUCUGCAGCUGAGGAGGAGAGGGAUGGACGGAGGCGAGCGAUACUCUUGAGGUGAAAGAUGGCUGUUUUGGCUAUGUUUUUAAUGUGCUGGUCGAAGGAGAGGGAUUGAUCGAGAAUAACGCCAAGAUUUCGGAUGUGAGGGGAGGUGGAUACUGCGGAGCCGUCAAUGUUAAGGGUAAAGUUAUGGGUCAAAUCAACAUUGCACACAAAUCAACAAAAGCACAGACAAACAUACAUUAAGUGAAUGUAAUAUCUUACGUGUUCUGCUCUGUGUGGGCUUUUGGAGAUUUUGUUUAUAACCUGAUUUUGAUGAUGUGCAUAUCAAAGACUUCUGCAUACAAUACAAUAUAAAAUUUACAAAAGGAUUUCUUUAUCUGUUAUGUGCUGAAUGAAAUCACAUUGCAAAGACAAAGAAAUUUACACCAAUCAGCAAGAAAAUAAAACCAAUGACAGGUGAAGUGAAUAACUUUGACUAUUUUGUUCCAAUGCAUUGUUCUGCCCCCCCAGCGUGCUGCUUUUUUCUGCUGGGAGGACACUGCCAUUGGGGAGUACUGUUACCAUGAGGAGGGAUAAUUGGUCUGCAGCGGUGUUUGAGUGGGUGGAACAUGUCAGGUGGUAUCCACAUGAAUGCCAGAAGCAAGGGUUUCCCAGCAGAACAAUGCAUUGGAAUAAAAUAAUCAGUCAUUCACUUCACCUGUCUGUGGUUUUAAUGUUUUGGCUGAUCGGUGUAUAUCCAAAAAUCAAAAAUGUCUGCUGGCAAAAAACUGGCACUUCAGGUAAUUACUAGUGCUUAUAUUAUAUUCUGUAAGUAUGAUAUAUAGAAGGAUCAGUUCUACAGAACAUAAACUGGUUAUUUAUUUUUGUAACAAUUUCCUAAAAGAUUGCAGUAAAUCUGUCUAAUUUGUCAGGAUAUUCUACUUGUCAAGUCCUUCGCCUCUUAAUGUCAUCCAAUAUUUGGGUUUGAAAAUAGUUCAGUGAGGUUUAGAGGUGCUGGUAGGUGUAUUUUUUUAAACUCUGGGCAGAACCAGGUUAGCUGUUUCCCUGAUUUCCAGUCUGUAUGCAGAGCUAUUUAACCACAUCCUGACUCAGCUCUGUACUCCUUCAACUAUUCUUCAAAGUUACCAGCACCAAGGUAACAAGAUCCACCACACAUGGAUAUUGUGAAAUAGAUUAAAGGCUUUAAAUGUAGACAGGAUUCACAAAAAUACUUUUCACAAAUAGACCAUUAUUGCAGGAUUUCCAGGUUAAAGCAGCUUCUCUAUAUUCAAACAGUAACCAGCAGUUCAGUGUGGACAACUCAGUUAUUCCCUCCACCCUCAAAAGGUUUUCUGGUCUGUUGAAAGGAGCAAUUACUAUAUUAGUGUGCAGAUACUACCAGAUAUUCUGUGUGUUAAUUAAUUUUUAAUUAAUUGUAAUUAAUUUUUAAUUAAUUUUUUUAAAUAAUUAAUUUUUAUAGUCUGUAUGUUGUCAAUCUUGCAAUAAACUAUGUAUGACUGUUUCCAGUGAUCUCAUUUCAAUCAGUUCUAUUCUUUAAUGAUACAUUUAAUACCUGAGACACUAAGAAAUUCCUCCAGCCUCCUCCUUCUUUCUCAGGUAGGUAACCUCAACAAUUCCAUCACUCCGACCACCCAAAAUCAAAGCCCUCGUGCCCUUCACACAUUUAGACUACAAUCACAGGUCCAAUUAACAGAGAUGAGAGAGUACUGUGAUAUCAUGAGCUCCA